Chaetomium strumarium is the source of this 1451-nucleotide messenger RNA. RefSeq names its product nucleotide-diphospho-sugar transferase. Bases 308 to 1255 code for a protein of 315 amino acids. The transcript has 3 exons. Gene Ontology annotation, molecular function: glycosyltransferase activity. NCBI's taxonomy places the organism in Eukaryota, Fungi, Ascomycota, Sordariomycetes, Sordariales, Chaetomiaceae. The record is from RefSeq and is a predicted model, not a curated record.
CCUGAAGUCCAGUGCCGUUGUCCAUGCUCCGAAAGGAACCAAUGGUAUUCAGGGGGUAAUCGUAAAUUAGGUGAAGGGCUCAUCGAAGUGGUUGAACGCCACACAAUGACUAUAUUUUCUCAACUGUUCCCCAAACUCAACGAGGAUUCCGAAAAUGGCCCUAGCGCUCGGGUAGCUGGUCUUUUACAGCGGAACCCGUGCAGGACUCGGAUUAGAAAUGCGAGAUUUUUGCCCUUUGUUCCUUCCACCACGGAGUCCGUAAGGUACUGUUGUUUACCAUUUGUCCCUAAUAAACGACGGUCUCACGAUGGCUGCGGAUGUGGGCUACGAGCCCACCAAGAUCUGGACCACGCUGCUCUCCAACAGAGCCUAUCUGGCCGGGGCACUGGUGCUCGCCCACACCCUGCGCAAGACAGGAUCCCGAUAUCAACUCAAAAUCACGGUGACCCGCGAUGCCGAGGCGGAUAAGGAGUUGAUGAAUGUCCUGGCAGCUGCUGGUAUUCCAACCAUCGUCGUCGACAAGCUGGAGCCCGGGCCCAGGGCAGACGGCAGGGUCAGCAGGAAGGGUACCUGGGAGAAGCUUGCGCCCUGGGGAUGGACCGAGUAUGAGCGAAUCGUGCUGCUGGACAGCGACCAGAUCAUCCUCCAGAACAUCGACGACCUGAUGACCCUUCCUCUCCCCGAGGGCUUCAUCGCGGCGAGCCAUGCGUGCACUUGCAAUCCGCGCAAACUCGCGCAUUAUCCCAAGGAUUGGAUCCCCGAGAACUGCGCCUUCACAGCCGCCGACAAGACCACCGGCAACCCACGACCCAUCACCGAUUCCAGCCCGGGGAACCACCACCUGCUCAACAGCGGCACCGUAGUCUUACAGCCGUCGAAGGAAGGCUACGACGCGCUGAUCCACACACUCAACACACACCCAGACGUGCCCGACAUGCUGUUCUUCGACCAGGACCUGCUGGCCAUCGUGUACCGCAAUAGGUGGACGCCGCUGCCGUACGUGUACAACGCGCUCAAGCCGAUGCGGGCCUGCCACUGCGACCUCUGGCGGGACAAGGACGUCAAAAUCCUGCAUUACAUCCUCAACAAGCCCUGGCAGAGCAGGACAUACGACGGCAGCGAUGCGGUGGAGUCGACGCACAAGCUGUGGUGGGAUGCGUAUGCCGAGGUUGAGGAGGAGUGGACGCAGAGCGCCGACGAGAGGAAGCGCAAGCUGUGGUACAGUGUUGUCGUGUCUGUCGUUGCGCAGGCUUGACGGGCAAUCGAAUCGAUGCCGGAUGGCGAGCGGCAGUGGUUGAAAGCGUGCCCCCUAAUAUUGGAACCAAUGUUGAAUGACAGGGUCAGGCGCUCGUCUCGGCGGUGUCUCUUCUGCGGUAGCUUCCGGCGAUGAACACCUAGGAACGAUGGACAAAAACUGGAAUGAGACACGACACCCCAACCAAGCAGGGUUG